Neltuma alba is the source of this 1383-nucleotide messenger RNA. RefSeq names its product THO complex subunit 6-like. Gene Ontology annotation, biological process: mRNA export from nucleus. Gene Ontology annotation, molecular function: protein binding. Lineage: Eukaryota; Viridiplantae; Streptophyta; Magnoliopsida; Fabales; Fabaceae. The transcript is spliced from 13 exons. The coding region runs from base 44 to 1156 and encodes 370 amino acids. Gene Ontology annotation, cellular component: transcription export complex; THO complex. The record is from RefSeq and is a predicted model, not a curated record.
ACUGAAAACGCUGGAGUUCCUUCACUAAGCCUGAGCUGCAGCAAUGCCCGGAGACGCCACCCACUGGGACGAAAAUGCCUACAGGGAAAGCAUAUUGAAGGAGAGGGAGAUUGAAACCGGAACUGUCUUUAGAACCGCUUGGGCUCCCACACGAAACCCUAACCCGGAUGUCCUCGUUGUUGCGUCCAGUGACGGAUCCAUUGCCUCCUAUUCUAUCCCUUCUUGCAUUUCCAAUCUCCCGUUUGGUUUUACCAACAUAAAGACACAAAAAUUGUUUGCUGAACCAACUUGCUUCUUUCAAGGGCACGAUGGACCUGCUUAUGAUGUCGAGUUUUACGGGGAUGAUGAAGAUUCUCUGUUAUUGAGUUGUGGCGAUGAUGGUCGGAUUCGGGGAUGGAGAUGGAAGGAGCUUGCUGGAUCAAAGGAUUCAUCAUCUUUGCUUGGAAGUGACAUCAAGCCUUUACUUGACCUAGUGAAUCCUCAGCACAAAGGUCCUUGGGGUGCUCUUUCGCCUAUUCCUGAGAAUAAUGCUAUUGCUGUUGACACCAAGGGAGGAUCUGUUUUCUCUGCUUCUGGUGAUUCUUGUGCAUAUUGUUGGGAUGUGGCAACUGGUAAAGUGAAAACUGUUUUCAAGGGGCACUCGGACUACUUGCAUUGUUUAGUUGCCCGAAACUCAGCCAGUCAGAUUAUAACAGGUUCAGAGGAUGGGACUGCACGAAUCUGGGAUUGCAAAAGUGGAAAGUGUAUCAAAGUGAUUGAUCCUGCAAAAGAUUUGAAGUCAAAAGGAUUUGUUUCAUGGAUUAGUUCUGUCGCUUUAGAUGCAAGUGAGAGCUGGUUGGCUUGUAGCUAUGGUCGGAGUAUAUCGCUCUGGAAUCUGCCUGCUUCAGAAUGCAUAUCAAAGACUUCAACGGGUUCUUCUGUACAGGACAUGUUAUUUGACAACAAUCAAAUAUUGGCAGUUGGUGCAGGUCAUCUACUUAAUCGAUUUGACAUGAAUGGUGCGAUCCUUUCGCAAAUACAAUGCGCGCCUCCAUCAUCUUUUUCUAUCUCCUUACAUCCAUCAGGGGUCAUGGCAGUUGGAGGUUGUGGAUGUCUUGUGGAUGUUAUCUCCCAAUUUGGAAGUCACAUGUGCACAUUUCGCUGCCGAAGUCUUUAAUCUGUGGUGCCUUUUAUUUUGAAGAAUAUUUGUAGGCUGCGCUUGUUUCAUUGAGUAGUGAAGUUAAGGAGAUUUCCCAUUACCCGUUUUCCUGGUGCAUAUCUUAUGGAACGGAGAAAUUUAUGUUCACCGGAAAGUCAUAACUAAAUUACUCUUGCCUUAACUUGGUUGCAGUUAAAUAUUAUAAUCCACGGUGAUUACUUUAAGCAAUACCGUCUUCCCUUCAA